CCUCUACCAACUGAGGGUUUCAUGAGCAUACUCCUUUGCCACAAUCUUGGUGAAUAGUCUUUCACUGUGCAAUUGUGUCUUGGAAAUUGUUUUACUUAUUAUCAUGAUUGUGCUUGGCUGGAUGCUUUUUGUUGGAUUUGCUUGUUACAUGGGCACAUUUCCGGAGUUUGUGCCUCCAACUCUGAAGUGGAAGGAGAGGUGGGCUGUUCAGGAGAGCAAGGCACGCCUAAGAAGCCAGACUUUAGAUGAAGAUCUGCAACCGAACAAUGUGGAAGGGAUAUAAGUAUCCCCCAGGAGGG
Molecule: messenger RNA, 299 nt
Organism: Camelus dromedarius (Arabian camel)
Lineage: Eukaryota; Metazoa; Chordata; Mammalia; Artiodactyla; Camelidae
Gene: MISFA
Product: mitochondrial sheath formation associated
Exons: 3
Coding region: 104-283 (59 amino acids)
Source: RefSeq, a predicted model, not a curated record